UAUAAACAACACACUGCACUUCCUGCAAAAUCCUUCGGCCUCAGCUCAACCUGCAUCGCCCCGUUCUGCUCAUUCGGAUUGCCAAAAAUGCCGUUCAAGAGGUACGUGGAGAUCGGGAGGGUUGCCCUUGUCAACUACGGAAAGGACUAUGGCAAGCUUGUCGUCAUUGUCGAUGUUAUCGAUCAGAACAGGGCCCUUGUUGAUGCUCCAGACAUGGUUAGGAGCCAAAUGAACUUUAAGAGGCUUACACUCACAGACAUCACCAUUGACAUUAAAAGAGUGCCGAAAAAGAAGACUUUGAUCGCUGCUAUGGAGGCUGCUGAUGUGAAGAGCAAGUGGGAGAACAGCUCAUGGGGGAGGAAGUUGAUCGUGCAAAAGAGGAGGGCUGGCCUCAAUGACUUUGACAGGUUUAAGAUUAUGCUGGCAAAAAUCAAGAAAGCUGGAGUUGUGAGACAGGAGCUUGCCAAGCUUAAGAAGGAGAGCACUGCCUGAUAACCCAGACUUUUGAUAGAGAGAGAUCUUAGCUACACUAAGCUUUGAGUUUGUGUUGUUUAUUUGGAAAUUUUAAUUUUUGUCCCUAAAGCAAAGACUUCGCCUUUUUCAUUACCUGAAUAGAAGUUUGAGAUUUUACCACCCUGAUAUCUUUAUUAUGGUUGAUUUGCCUUUCUUAUCUUUC
Molecule: messenger RNA, 676 nt
Organism: Ipomoea nil (Japanese morning glory)
Lineage: Eukaryota; Viridiplantae; Streptophyta; Magnoliopsida; Solanales; Convolvulaceae
Product: 60S ribosomal protein L14-2-like
Exons: 5
Coding region: 88-492 (134 amino acids)
Biological process (GO): translation; ribosomal large subunit biogenesis
Cellular component (GO): cytosolic large ribosomal subunit; ribosome
Molecular function (GO): RNA binding; structural constituent of ribosome
Source: RefSeq, a predicted model, not a curated record